AUGGUUAUAGCUUUUGAUUUGAAACGCGUGUUUCUUGAAUCUAAUUAAUAAUUCAGUAAUAAAUGUUAGUUGUUUCAAUAACAUUUCUGGAUACUCAUCUUUAUUGAUCAACCGAAAACAAUGGACCAAGAUCAAAAAAACUACGCGAGUGGCAUGUGUCAAAAUUCAUUCACAACUCAAGAGAGUGUGACUAGACGCUUUACAAUAACGUUCGUAGGAAAAGGAGACUCCUACGAAUAUCAAAUGUACCCAGAGACGUCUGCGAUUGAACAGAGCUCGACAAAACAACCCGAUACCAUCGAAAUACGAAAAGACCACGUAUGCGACGUGUGCUCAAAAGCGUUUUUAACUAAUUGGAACUUAAAAAAUCACCACAAAACCAUUCAUGAAGGACGAAAAGACUUUGUAUGCAACGUGUGUCAAAAAGCAUUUGCAAGAAAUCACAGCUUACAGACCCAUCACAAAACUGUUCACGAAGGACGAAAAGACUAUAUAUGUGAUGUGUGUCAAAAAGGGUUUAUAAGAAAUAUGACGUUGGAACGUCAUCGUAAAACUGUUCACGAAGGACAAAGAGACUACGUAUGCGACGUGUGCUCAAAAGUGUUUUUAAAUAAUCGGAACUUAAAAAGUCAUCGUAAAACUGUUCACGAAGGACGAAAAGACUACGUAUGUGAUGUGUGUCAAGAAGCAUUUAGAACUAAUCAGUAUUUGACAAAACACAAAAAAUUAGUUCACGAAGGGCAAAAAGACUACGUAUGCGACGUGUGCUCAAAAGUGUUUUUAAAUAAUCGGAACUUAAAAAGUCAUCGUAAAACUGUUCACGAAGGACGAAAAGACUACGUAUGUGAUGUGUGUCAAAAAGGGUUUACAAUAAAGAGCAGCUUAACACGUCAUCGUAGAGUAGUUCACGAAAAACAAAGAGAUCACAUUUGCGACGUAUGUCAAAAAGCAUUUCGAAGUAAACAUAAUUUGACAGAUCAUAAAAAAAGAGUCCAUGAAGGACGAAAAGAUCACAUUUGCGACGUUUGCCAACAAACGUUUGCAUCAAAAAAUCACUUAGAAACUCAUCGCAAAACUAUUCACGAAGGACAAAGAGAUUACGUAUGCGACGCUUGCCAAGGAAUAUUUACACGACAACACGAAUUGACAAAACACAAAAAAUUAGUUCAUGAAGGACGAAAUGACUACGAAAGUGACGCUAAUCAAAAAACAUUUUUGAAAAAUCGUAAUAUUGCAAAACCCAAAAAAACCUUUUACCAAGAACCAAUAGACUACGUGUGCCUCACGUGCCAAAGGGCAUUCGAAACGAAAUAUAUUUUCGAGACUCAUCGAUUAUUACACCACACAAGCUAAAGGGACAAGGUGUAACUUGUGUCAGAAAUCAUUUACCUAACAUCCUAUAGGUAUAGGCUUCAGGUCCGAACUAAGAUGUUUCAAAGCAUUUGAAGCGAAAAGUAACGUCUAGAAAUAUUUCGCAAACUAUUUUAUCAUAAAAUCACCAAUAAAUUAUCAUAU
Messenger RNA from Trichogramma pretiosum, 1515 nucleotides. RefSeq names its product putative zinc finger protein 840. Bases 121 to 1353 code for a protein of 410 amino acids. The record is from RefSeq and is a predicted model, not a curated record. The transcript has 2 exons. NCBI's taxonomy places the organism in Eukaryota, Metazoa, Arthropoda, Insecta, Hymenoptera, Trichogrammatidae.